CAAAAGCCAAAUCCAAGUGUGGUGCUACAUUCUUUCCCUGCGCUAGUGGGAUCCACUGCAUCAUCGGCCGCUUCCGCUGCAAUGGCUUCGAAGACUGUCCCGAUGGCAGCGAUGAAGAGAACUGCACAGCAAAUCCCUUGCUUUGCUCUACUGCCCGGUUCCACUGUAGAAACGGUCUUUGCAUUGAUAAGAGCUUUGUGUGCGACAGUCAAAAUAACUGUCAAGACAACAGUGAUGAAGAGAGCUGUGAAAGCCCCCAAGAGGCAGGCAGUGGCCAAGAUUAUGUGACCUCAGAAAACCAGCUGCUCUACUACCCUAGCAUUACCUACGCUAUCAUCGGCAGCUCCGUCAUUUUCGUCCUUGUGGUGGCCUUCCUUGCCUUAGUCCUGCAUCACCAACGGAAACGCAACAAUCUGAUGACCUUGCCAGUGCAUCGACUGCAGCACCCUGUCCUGCUGUCCCGGCUGGUGGUCCUUGAUCACCCGCACCACUGCAGUGUCACCUACAACGUCAACAAUGGGAUCCAGUACAUGUCCAGCCAGGCCUACCACAGGCCAGUGGACCUGGACUCUCCACCGUCCUAUUCGGAGGCUGUGCUCGACCAAAGCAGACCACCUUGGUUUGACCUUCCUCCACCGCCUUAUUGUUCUGAAUCUGAAUCCCCUAAUCUGCCAGAUCUUCCUCCUUACCGAUCUCGGACAGGAAGCUUGGCAAGCACAGACACCCCCAUGGCAGGAAGCCCUCUGGGAACAGCUGGCAGUUGGACAAGAGACAUCCAUGGCACUAUGGAUGGCCACAGAACUCUUCUUGAGAGGACAGCAGAUCAAAAUGAUUCUCUGGUCAACCACACUGCUGAAAGAGAAGUGUAA
Nestor notabilis (Kea) is the source of this 869-nucleotide messenger RNA. RefSeq names its product low density lipoprotein receptor class A domain containing 3 (gene LDLRAD3). Gene Ontology annotation, cellular component: plasma membrane. Gene Ontology annotation, biological process: receptor-mediated endocytosis. The annotation marks the transcript as partial. Gene Ontology annotation, molecular function: protein binding. The record is from RefSeq and is a predicted model, not a curated record. The transcript has 4 exons. NCBI's taxonomy places the organism in Eukaryota, Metazoa, Chordata, Aves, Psittaciformes, Psittacidae.